CAACAAGCUCCUGAAAUCUCUCCUUCUCUCCACCAUGCUUGGGUAUGCCAUUGCCUGGCGCUUGUGAUUCGUGUCUGUUCCAUAAUUACCUUCGAUCCAAAAGGCUGCGAGGCCCCUUAAGAAUUGCGACCUGACCUCCGCUGCUGUUCUCAACCCCCACCUCAUUCGCAAUGGCAGCUCAAACCCCUGCCGUUGUCAUGGACAACGGUACCGGAUUCUCGAAACUCGGGUUCGCCGGCAAUGAUUCUCCGUCUUUUGUUUUCCCCACAGCGAUUGCUACAAAGUCUGCGGGUAGUGUAGGAGGCGGAACAGGUUCCGGUCGGCCUGCAGUCGCCAACAAGCCGUCAUUCCUCACAGGUGGUGCUGGUCCCGGCUCACAGCUAUCGGGAAAGCGGGGGACGGAAGAUUUGGAUUUCUCUAUCGGAGAUGAAGCUAUUAAUGCGUCGGGUGGCCCCGGAUAUGGUAUCAACUAUCCAAUUCGCCAUGGCCAAAUUGAGAACUGGGAUCACAUGGAACGGUUCUGGUCGAAUUCCAUCUUCAAAUAUCUCAGAGUUGAGCCUGAAGACCACUAUUUCCUUCUCACGGAACCUCCAUUGAACCCGCCUGAAAACCGAGAAAAUACUGCGGAGAUCUUCUUCGAGUCGUUCAACUGCGCCGGUCUCUACAUCGCUGUUCAGGCUGUCCUAGCCCUUGCAGCCUCGUGGACGUCUUCCAAAGUAACAGAUCGCUCCCUCACCGGUACCGUAAUCGACUCUGGCGAUGGUGUCACCCAUGUAAUCCCUGUGGCGGAGGGAUAUGUUAUUGGGUCCUCUAUCAAAAGUAUACCCAUUGCUGGGCGAGACAUUACGCAUUUUGUUCAAAAUCUGCUUAGGGAGCGACAAGAAGCAGACAGCUCAAUGAAGACAGCCGAAAAAGUGAAGGAGGAAUAUUGUUACGUAUGCCCGGAUAUCGUGAAGGAAUUUGCCCGCUACGACCGAGAACCCGACCGAUUCUUGAAACACACCGUAACAUCGCCCAAUGGCCGAAGUGUCACCAUCGACAUUGGAUAUGAGCGUUUUCUGGCUCCGGAAAUCUUCUUCAACCCAGAAAUAUACUCGUCAGAUUUCCUUACCCCCCUCCCCACUGUCGUAGAUGGCGUCAUCCAAUCCUCUCCUAUCGAUGUUCGCCGGGGUCUGUAUAAGAAUAUCGUCCUUUCCGGAGGUUCGACGUUAUAUAAGGACUUUGGCCGGCGUUUGCAGCGUGAUAUUAAGCACUUGGUUGACGCCCGAAUUCGCACAUCGGAAGCUAGGAGUGGCGGAGCUCGCAGUGGUGGCCUUGAGGUUCAAGUUAUCACCCAUAAACGGCAACGGCAUGGCCCGUGGUUCGGAGGAAGCUUGCUGGGCCAGACACCGGAAUUCCGCAGCUAUUGUCACACCAAGGCUGAAUACGACGAGAUCGGACCAAGCAUUGUCAGAAGAUUUGCUUUGCUCGGUGGACCAGGAAGCACCUAGAUACUUCCACCUUAAGCAUAUCUGUUUAUUAAUGUAUAUCGUUCGCGUUUUCCUGGCCUCUCUCUUCGCGCCACCCUACCUUAAAUGUUCAUUUUGAUUUGUUUUCUAUUUUAUCGUUUUACAUUUAUUUUAUCUCUCGCCUUGUGUCCGGCUUAGAGCUGGAUAACAACAGCAAAAGCUUAAAAUGAAUGAUCCCAAGGAGAAUAUAGAAUCUACACGCACUCCUUCCUCACCCUAUUCUUGCUUUCCCAGGCCGGCGAAUUUGGGGGAUUAAGAUCCGCGACAACAAUGACACUCGACAUUGUUUAUACGCCAUGGAAUAACACUCUAAUGGCCUCUGUAUCCUAGCAAAAAUGGAACCUAUCUCUCUCUAUAUAUAGGUUUCCGUAAUACACACCAAGAAUCCGAUUCCCAUUACC
This is a messenger RNA of Histoplasma capsulatum G186AR, 1909 nucleotides long. RefSeq names its product actin. Gene Ontology annotation, biological process: Arp2/3 complex-mediated actin nucleation. Gene Ontology annotation, molecular function: actin filament binding. Gene Ontology annotation, cellular component: actin cortical patch; Arp2/3 protein complex. Bases 171 to 1490 code for a protein of 439 amino acids. The transcript is spliced from 5 exons. The record is from RefSeq and is a predicted model, not a curated record. NCBI's taxonomy places the organism in Eukaryota, Fungi, Ascomycota, Eurotiomycetes, Onygenales, Ajellomycetaceae.